AUGUCUCACCAACUAGGAAGAGUAGUGUCCAUAAUUCUUCACCGAUAUUUUGGUGAUAUCGUACAAACAGUGGGUGAUGAUCUGUUCAAAUGUGGUAGUAAACCGAUUGGCAUGAUAGUAAAGACUACAGGGCUUUCUCGAGGACUGGUUAUAGAGAGUCUUCGCACAUUGCUUAAAUAUGACAUUGCUGCAUUUGAGCCCUCAGUUAACCAAUUGAUUGCUGAGUAUAAAUUGGUGCCGGAAAAUGUCCUUUUACUCAUCAGAUACCCAAGAUAUUUAUUGCAAGUGAAGAGCAAAUAUGGUAGCGAAGCAGAGUUACUGAUAGAGGAAUUACUGCAGCAGGCCACUUGCACAGCAACAGUUCUACUGGUCACUAUUGCUACCAAGUAUAAAGAUGACAAGGAGAAGAACAUAACAAUCAUGAGCCUUAAAGACAUGUUCAUCAGUUUGGCUACAGCAGGCUACAUCCAGCAGGCUCCUGUGGCUGAGCUAAAAGAAGGCAGUGAGAUCCCCACACUAGUACCAGUGGCUACCAUUGUACCGGAGUUGGACACUAGGAUAUUGCUGCAAGUUAUGAAUGCUGGGAACUUUAACGAUGUUAAAGACAAUAUUUAUUGGAAAGUGAACUACGACAGAUUUCACCAGGAUUUCAGAGAUGAACUAAUGAUAAAGGCCAUCACACGACGGAUUGAUGAAAAUGCGGGGGAACUAAUGCGUUUCCUCCUAGAGCAAAUGUACCUGAAUUCACCGGCCUGGGCGCCGGAAUCGAACCCGGUGAGCGCGCUGGACGUACGCGACCGAUGUCGCCGCGCCGCUACCGACAAGCCCCUCUUGCAGCAGUAUGUCGAUCAGUACUUGAAGGUUUUAGAGGAGAGCGGCGGCGGGUUCGUGCGGCGGUGCGGCGACGCGUCGGGCGGACAGUUCUGUGUGCGCGCGCGCGCCGCCGCGCUGCAGCUCGUGCGCGCCGCGCUCGACCACCUCGUCACCGAGCGCCUCGGCUCCAAGGCCGCCAGGAUCUUCAGAUUAAUACGUACUAAGAAGUACAUAGAAGAAGAAGACAUACAGAAGAAUGCUAUGCUAGUGAACAAAGAGUGCAAACAGCUCACGUAUAAACUGUUAGAGGAACAUUUCAUCAGUUGUCAGCCAAUGCGAAAAGCGGCAACCGCCGGAGGGAUGGCGAAAGCCAUCUACUUAUAUCACAUAAAAUUACACGAGGUGGCGCACACGGCGCGGGAGAUGUGUUACCGCUCGCUGCACAACGUGUCGCGGCGCGCGCUGCACGAGCGCACGCUGCACGCGCGGCUCGUCGACAAACAGAAGCGCGUGCGCACCAUCGUGCACGGCAUGCGGCUGCGCGGGGAGCCGCAGGAGAACAUCGAUGACGUGGAAGAGACCCUGACCCCACCAGAACAGGCCGUGCUGCAAGGAGUAGAGAAGAGACUGAAGCAACUCAGUACGGCAGAACUCGAACUCGAUAAAAACUUGUUCAUAUUCAAUUGGUACUUCACGUAUCCAGAAACGUAA
Arctia plantaginis is the source of this 1524-nucleotide messenger RNA. NCBI's taxonomy places the organism in Eukaryota, Metazoa, Arthropoda, Insecta, Lepidoptera, Erebidae. The record is from the annotation of a GenBank genome assembly.